AUGGAUCUUCAGAGACCUUCGCUGUUCUCAGGUCAACAAGUAUUUUCCCUCUGUGUACCAUUCAGCAUCAAACAGCAGCAGCAGCAACUGGAGCACUUCUCCCGUGAGAAGUAUUUCAAAAGACAAACCCUCAACUACACAACAUCAGGCAGACAAGACCGGCAGAAACCUCCACCUUUAGAGCUCACGGAACAGCCUUUCAGCGGCAAUGCAGUUGAGAACAGCAGACGGCGUUUCUGCAUCAUUUCCUUUUAUCUAGAGGACGGAACUCUAAGCGUGUACGAGUCAACGACGGACUACGGUGAAACGCGACAGGGGCCUAUUUUGAAACGGCACAAGAUGCCGCGAGCAGACGGCAGCGGUUUUGUCACCUUCACAGAUUUAAAGCUCGGUGCUGAACUGGAGCUAUACGGUCGCGUCUUCUUGAUUCUAGAGUGCGAUGAAUUCACCCGGUGGUUCUGUAAAAAUGCAGGGCAUGAUAUUGGAGACGCUGUGGAGCUGCCUGAUGAUACUUUCUUUCGGGCGUUUGUGAUGAAACAAAGACCCAAUUGUACACCGCCGCCAGCAGUUCUAAGCGAAAUCAGAGCUGCGAGAGCUUUCGCAGAGGCAUGCGGAGGCAACACCUGUUCCAACAAGCUGCUUGAUCAGUACUUGCAGAACGACCGCAAAGUCUUGGUGUUUCACUGCUACUGGGAAAACCCGCAAAAUUUUGGGUGCCGGACCUACUACAAACUGCACUAUUUCCUCAGUGCUAGUACUGAACUGAUGAAAGGCUUAAAUCUCAGGCCAGAGGACUUCACUGUGGGAAAGCAGAUAGACGUCUAUGGCCGCCAGUUUCAUAUUUAUGACUGCGACGAAUUCACGCGACAAUUCUACCGCGAGUACAUGAACACGGAACAAGGCCAAGAAAUCAUACCGGAGGAGAAAAUUGAAAUCCCCCCAGUCACCUGGCCUCCUCAUGCCCUCGGCAUAGGAACUGACGAGGACACACUUCAGUGUUGCACGCGUAUAACCCCUAAACGGCCCCAUCCCAACGAGCGUGAGAUUCUGUUUGGAGAAGAUUUCAUUCUCAACUUCAAGGCAAGCCAGCUGUCUAAAGCAUAA
This is a messenger RNA of Eimeria maxima, 1104 nucleotides long. RefSeq names its product EF-hand domain-containing family member C2, related. The transcript is spliced from 8 exons. Lineage: Eukaryota; Apicomplexa; Conoidasida; Eucoccidiorida; Eimeriidae. Bases 1 to 1104 code for a protein of 367 amino acids. The record is from RefSeq and is a predicted model, not a curated record.